Molecule: messenger RNA, 1527 nt
Organism: Formica exsecta
Lineage: Eukaryota; Metazoa; Arthropoda; Insecta; Hymenoptera; Formicidae
Product: zinc finger protein 431-like
Exons: 5
Coding region: 298-1365 (355 amino acids)
Source: RefSeq, a predicted model, not a curated record
AAUACCACGUGGUCGUGGUAUUUCGAUAGUUCGUCUAACCUUGUAUCAUUUUUAUUCUUCUUUUUUAUCAAUAGGUUUUAUUAAUUAGGUAAAUAAUUAGAAAUAUAAUAAGAAUAUUUUUUAUUAUUAUAUUCUCUUGUUUUGUAUAUUAAGAAAAUAUAUGUAGAUUAAACUUUGUCGAGAUUAUGUGAGGAAAUACCUCUUCUACAUAAUUGUCAAAGAUAACCUUAUACACAUACACAUGGAAUAUUUAAAUAAUGUAAAGAAUACUAUUUAAGGGAAAUACAAAACAUUAAAAUGGGUCAUACAGGAGAUCAGGAUAGUGAUAGUGUUGCAUCUGACCUUCAGAAUAAAUAUGAUAUUCACAUUGAAAACAAACAGGACAAGAAGAAGUACAAGUGUACUUACGCUGAAUGUCAUGCUGUAUUCUUACGACCUUCUAGAUUGCAAAGACACAUAAGAACCCAUACUGGAGAGAGACCUUAUAAAUGUGAUCAUCCAGAGUGUACAAAGUCGUAUACCAAUUCUACCCAUUUAAAAAGACACUUGGAAACGCAUAAUGACGUGAAGAAAGUAUAUCAAUGUCCACAGUGUCCAAUGUCAAUUAGUAAUCUUCAAAAUUUGAAACGUCAUUACAAGAAGAUGCAUGGCAAAGAUAAAAAAAUUUCCUGCAAGGAAUGUGGCGAAAGUUUUAGUAAGAAGCAUCAAUUAGCUGAACAUCAAACUAUACAUUUUGGACCUAUGACUUAUAAGUGCGAUAAAUGUGCCAAAAGUUUCACAAAUGUCAAUAAAUUUAAACGACAUGGAAAGAUACAUGAAAAGGGUCCCAAACGUUAUCCCUGUCCAGUAUCUGAAUGCUCGGAGGUGUUUGAUAAAUGGCUACUUCUAUGUGCACAUAGAAGAGCUAAACAUGUAACAAAUUAUAAAUGCAACAAUUGUGACAGGAUCUUUCUUAGUAAAUCUAGAUUAAAAGUACACUCCAAAAUACAUUCUGAAAAUAGAUUAGUUAUGUCAUGCCCAUAUGACAAUUGUCAUAAGACUUAUUUAUUCAAGUUCAAUUUGGAGCAACAUGUAAGAAUUAAGCAUCUUGGCGAAAAAUUUUAUUGUGACACAUGUUCUGUAGGUCUUACGACAAAAAAGAAGUUGAUAGAACAUAUUCAACGUCGUCAUGAACCCAAGAAGGAAAAGAAAAAGAGGAAAUCGAAUAAAGUACAGCAAAAGAAGAGAAAAGAUGCUGGUAUACCUAAGAAGAGUAUGCUAUCUGGAUUAAUCGGAGUAAACUUGCCCUACAGUUUAGAGAAGAUGGUGAUGGAACGAGAAACAAUGAUAACAAAUGAUAAUGACAAUAUUGAAAACAUUCAAUAAAUAUAAAAAAAUUUGUUCCUCUAUGCAUAUUAUAAUAUUAUGACAUUUGUUUUAUUUACGUAUAUUGAUGAUUGAUAUUUAAUAAUAUUUAAUAGUACGAAAUUGGAUAUCAAUAGUAUAGUUAAAUCUACCAUAUACCAAUAAAUAAAUUUAUUAAUGAAA